ACAUGUCAUCACAAAGUAUUAACAACGAAGAAUUUUUACAAAUUCUAAAUAAUAUGAAAAGUGAACCGUUGUCUCCACUACUUGGCGAAGAAGAAUUCGCAGAUAUAAUAAACGAGAUGAAAAUUGAAUCACUUUCGCAAACAAUGUCUCAAGAAUUAUUACCAGAUUUUUGGAAUAUGGAUGAAUAUUAUUUAAAUAUAGUUAAUGAAAUAGAAAAUCCUGCAUCAUAUUCGAUGAUCGAUGCGGGGCAACAUCAAACUUGGUUAAAUGAAACGAAUCAGUUAAAUAAUGAAUCAGUUAAUGGAAAUUGUCUUCAUCUCGGAGCACAUCCAUGGUUGAAUUUUGAUACGGAAGAAGAUUUAUUGGACCUAAUAACACAGGGAACGUGGGUUGAUGAUGUAAAGACAUCAGAUUACCAAGAAAUGAUAAUUAAUGAAAUAGAAAAUCCUGCAUCAUAUUCGAUGAUCGAUGCGGGGCAACAUCAAACUUGGUUAAAUGAUACG
This is a messenger RNA of Daktulosphaira vitifoliae (grape phylloxera), 503 nucleotides long. RefSeq lists its product as uncharacterized. The record is from RefSeq and is a predicted model, not a curated record. The annotation marks the transcript as partial. NCBI's taxonomy places the organism in Eukaryota, Metazoa, Arthropoda, Insecta, Hemiptera, Phylloxeridae. The transcript is spliced from 4 exons.